AUCUAACCAAACACCAAAAAGAACAACCCAAAAAGCUGGAAAAUGGGCCUUAAUGGCGAAGUGGGGGUAUGAGCUCGAAUCGGUGAGGGUCCAAGGAGGGACCCGUUUAGGCCUUGGGCCCAAACCGGAUCCAAGCCAUAAGACUCGGCCUUACCACACGGAAACGGAAGAAAAGGACCUCGCGACUUCGACUCCGAACUCGGCGGCGUGUUGCAACAUCGUCUUCCACCUCACGGCUUCAUCUUCUUUAACGAUGAAUCGAAACAAACCUCGGAUGAUCAGUGCUGCCAAACAUCGGUUAGCGACGCAAAUCAAACUUAAUCAUUCGAUUGGCUUGUGGAUGCACGGACAUGAAUGAGAAAUUGAAGAUAAAAUCGCUGGAUUGAAGCUCGAUUGAAGACAGGUUUCGUGAUUCUAAAUAGCUUCUCUUCUUCUUCCCGCACUCCCUGCGACUGUUACGGCGUCGUCGUUGAGGAAUGGAGGACGCGAUUUCGACCUCGACGCUCGAUUGCGACACCAAUGUCCAAUUGUGGUUCGACCUCUAUGCACGUGAAAAUGAAAUCGGAAAUGGAAUUGCAAAUUGGAGUAAAACUCACCGAACCAAAUUUCUGUCGCGAACAGGUUUCGUCUUGCCGGCGUUGCUGUUGGAUUUGGAAGGCCUUUGUACAUCAUUUUGGCUUAUACAGCUUGUGGUUUGUAGCUUGUGUAGCCGUUGUUCACGUCACUUGCGCUUCAAUUCUUCAUACUGCUGCGUUCUUAUUUGAUACACCGUUGAUGCAUUUCGUUUUGCAGUUGGAUGCGUCGCCUUUUGUGUUUCCGCUUCUGUUUUCAACUAUGUAUCUUGGACGUCGUUUAUGCAUGUGUUUCGUUUUGCAGUUGGAUGCGUCGCCUUUUGUGUUUCCGCUUUUUUCCUUAUGGCCUGCAUUUAAAUGGGUUAUGGAAUGGAUAUGGAUUAAUUGGAUAAUAUGGAUAAGGGUUAUAAUGGAUAAACAAAUGAAGAAUUGGGUAAUUGGCCUUUUUUAAUGGAUGCUAACUUGGGUUAAAGCUAAAUUGGAUUAAAACUUGGUUAAUGAAUAACAAUGGAUUUAUUGGAUUGAAAAAGGUUUAA
This is a messenger RNA of Lathyrus oleraceus (garden pea), 1108 nucleotides long. RefSeq lists its product as uncharacterized. The transcript is spliced from 2 exons. The record is from RefSeq and is a predicted model, not a curated record. The coding region runs from base 520 to 1023 and encodes 167 amino acids. Lineage: Eukaryota; Viridiplantae; Streptophyta; Magnoliopsida; Fabales; Fabaceae.